This is a messenger RNA of Monascus purpureus, 1915 nucleotides long. The record is from the annotation of a GenBank genome assembly. NCBI's taxonomy places the organism in Eukaryota, Fungi, Ascomycota, Eurotiomycetes, Eurotiales, Aspergillaceae.
AAUUACUUUUAUCCUUCUUCUUUUUCUUCUUAUCAUUAUAGCUGGCAGAGAUAUGUCUACUGUCAUUUUCGGUCAUCCAUAAAAGCGACUUCCAGUACUCCGACAGAGUACUUCGUACCCCCGUCGAACAGACCCUCCGACAUAAUCCGAGAUACUGCCGAUCAAUGGAAUUGAGACCAAACCCGCUUUGAAAUCAUCGUGAUUGCAGUCAAUCCACCGCUACGCCCUGGAUGCCACUAUCUGUGCGCAGAGGCGUUGGUGUACCCCUCCGGAACUCUGUUCCCAGUCCCUGUGCCACCACCGGGUGGCCUCGGUCCCAACGGUUCCUGGCCACUAGAACCCUCCAUCUGUCGCCCUCCCCAAAACCUCUUAAACCCACCGCUUCCUCCCCAGACCCGUUCGUCGCUUUUGCCAGUUCGCAAUUACCGUUGAUACCCCUGAGACAUCUAUCCAACAUGGCCGCUUCUCUUCAGCCCAACCAGCGUAAGCACAAGGUCACCGUGGUCGGCUCGGGUAACUGGGGUACCGCCAUUGCGAAGAUCGUCUCGGAAAACACAGCCAAGCACAAUACGAUCUUCGAGGAGAAGGUGGAAAUGUGGGUUUUCGAGGAGAAGAUCGAAAUACCAAAGGAGUCCCCCCACUACAACCCUACGUCACCACUGUGCCAGGGCCCGCAGAACCUAACAGAAGUGAUCAACAAAACCAAUGAGAACGUCAAAUACCUACCGGGAAUUGCUCUGCCUAAGAAUCUGCAUGCCAACCCGUCACUGGAAGAUGCGGUGAGGGAUAGCACCAUAUUAGUUUUCAAUCUGCCCCAUCAGUUCAUCCACAAGAUCUGCGACCAGAUUAAGGGGAAGAUCGUGCCAUAUGCUAGAGGUAUCUCUUGCAUUAAGGGUGUCGAUGUGAACGAGGAAGGCAUCCACCUCUUCUCCGAGACGAUCGGCAGGCGACUAGGCAUCUACUGCGGUGCCCUUUCGGGCGCCAAUAUCGCCAACGAAGUUGCGCGGGAGAAAUGGUGCGAAACGAGUAUUGCGUACGACCCACCGCAUCUCGACUCCAAGGAACCUAGCCCUCAGCAGUCUCCGAACGCGUCGAGCACCGAUGUAGUCAUACAGUUCGAGCACAAGGAUACUUCCGGCAAACUUUCCGACGUCAAGUUGCGCCCAGUACCAUCGGAAUACCCCCCGGUCGACCACGCCCUGCUCAAGGUACUCUUCCACCGUCCAUAUUUCCACGUCCGCGUCGUGAAUGAUGUCGCCGGCGUGUCCCUGGGAGGCGCUCUCAAGAACAUCGUCGCCCUCGCUGCUGGCUGGGUUGACGGCAUGGGCUGGGGUGACAACGCCAAGGCCGCUAUAAUGCGUGUUGGUUUACUGGAGAUGGUUAAAUUCGGCGAACGGUUCUUCGGUGCAACUAUCGAUCGACAAACCUUUACCGAUGAAAGUACGGGUGUUGCCGAUCUGAUCACCAGCUGCAGUAGUGGUCGGAAUUUCCGUUCUGCCAAACACAGCGUCGAGAAGAGAUUACCAAUUGACGAGAUCGAGAGAACGGAACUCAACGGCCAGAAACUUCAGGGGACAUCGACUGCCGUCGAUGUGAACAAGUUCCUUAAGAAACAGGGUCUCGAGAACGAAUUUCCUUUGUUCACUUCUGUUUAUCGAAUCCUUACCGGCACAAUGUCAGUCGAGUCCCUUCCCUCCCAGAUUGAGCAGUAGAAAAGGCAAAGGCAAAUGGUUUCGAUCAGCAACUUUUGAUUUCUUCUAUUGUGCUUCGAAUGGGACAUGGUUUGGCGGGUGAUGAUGGCAUGGCGUCCAUUGGGUGGUCAAAAUAGCAGGCAGGCUUGUACAUAGAUUUCCUAUUGCACGCGCACAAGCAAAACAUACAUAGAAAUAGACAAUUGUCAGAUUGUCUUUACUAU